Messenger RNA from Lolium perenne, 951 nucleotides. RefSeq lists its product as uncharacterized. Lineage: Eukaryota; Viridiplantae; Streptophyta; Magnoliopsida; Poales; Poaceae. The record is from RefSeq and is a predicted model, not a curated record.
CGAACCGGAACCCAUGAGCAAAGUAUACAAAACCCUAGCCUGAACCAUCCCAAAGUCCCAAUCUCCCGCCGCCGCCAGCAAUGUCUUCCACCCCCGCCACGGCCGCCGCCGCGCCAAAGCCUCGGCUCGGCCGCGAGGCCGUGGUCCGCGCGGUGGAGGCGCUCCUCCGGUGGCUCAAGCACCACCCCUCGCCGGCGCCGGAACCCAUCUACCUCCUCGUCACCCUCAAGAGCCCCCCCGUCCGCCGGUUCGAGCACCACCUCCGCCUCCCGCUCUCUCCGUUCCCCUCCAUCUUCCUCGUCGCCGACCGCCUCCCCGACGACCUGCCCGACGACAUCGAGGUGCUCCCCUCCUCCGCGCUCCGCUCCCUCCCCGCGGUCAUGCGCCGCGGCCUGGUCCUCGUCGACCGCCGCCUCAAGAUCCCCAAUAGCGGCAAGGGCAAGGGCAGGAUCGUGCCCGUCGACCUCGCCGACCCGGCGUGGGCGACGUCCGCGAGGGAGGCGGCGUGCUCCGUUGAGCUGCGCGUGGAGGCCGGCACGUGUCGCGCCGUGCGGGUGGGGCAUGCGGCCAUGGCGCAGGCCGACGCGGUGGAGAACGUGGUGGCCGCGGUGGAGGCGGCCGCCGCGUGCGUGCCGAGGAAGUGGAAGAACGUGCGGGCGCUGCACCUCAAGGCACCCGAGUCCGUCGCCCUGCCUCUCUACUCGGCGCCCGGCAGCGAUGAUGCCAAAGACGCCAAGCGGGAGGUUGCGGCGACUGCUGAACAGGGGAGGCUGAAGAGGAGAAGGAGAUAGUGGCAUGUUUUAUGUUAUAUCGGUGUUCGAUUGGUCUGUAAUGGCAUCGAGAUAAACUACUCUUUCGUCCCCUGUUCAUCCUCCAAUAUUAGAAUGUAUUUUGCUGAAGUUGGAUCAUUCCCUGUUCUUGAGUUGAGAUGGUGCAAGUUAGUUAUUAACA